CAUUAGGUAGAGUAACUAUCUUCAUUUUUUUUCUUCAUAUUUUGUAUGCUUAUUUUAGAUCAAUUUGGAUUGAAAAUUGACUAAUUUAAAAUGGUUUGUAAUGUUGUAGUUUUUAACUAUCCUGUUGGAAAUCACAAUGUGUUCAGAGUGAAUGGAACUGGGUUCCAAAACUGUAUUGUGCCCCCAGCAAAUGAGGCUCUCUCUACUGGAAAAGACAAAAUUUUGUUGGGAAGUUCAGGCAAAAAAUGGUACAUUUGUGGUGUGGGGCAGCACUGUGCUCAGGGAGGUCAAAAGCUGGCUAUACAGGUGAUGGGAAAUACAUGGGCUCCAGCUCCUUCUCCAAGUAGUGGUGUCAAAGCUACCAUUUCUAAGCUUUCAGUGAUGAUGAUAUUUGCCAUAGUGACUUUGGUGAUCAUGGUUUAAUCUGGAUUUUUUAUUCAUAUAGUUUUGAUGAUU
Molecule: messenger RNA, 456 nt
Organism: Tripterygium wilfordii
Lineage: Eukaryota; Viridiplantae; Streptophyta; Magnoliopsida; Celastrales; Celastraceae
Product: blue copper protein 1a-like
Exons: 1
Coding region: 91-423 (110 amino acids)
Cellular component (GO): plasma membrane
Molecular function (GO): electron transfer activity
Source: RefSeq, a predicted model, not a curated record